AUGAGGGGCUUGAUAUUAGCCCUGGUUUUAACCCUGGUGGAACCCGAUUUCAGUGAAAACAAGGUUUAUACAUUUGAUUAUGAAAGCACGCUUCUCAGUGGACUUCCAGAGAAAGGACUUGCAAGAGCUGGAAUAAGAAUAAAAAGUAAAGUGGAAAUUAGUGGUAUUGGGCCAAAACUUUGUCUUAUUAGGAUUCACUCCAUCGAAGCAGGAGAGUACAAUGGGGUCUGGCCCACGAGCUCAUUCUCUCGGUCACUCAAACUGACCCAGGUGCUGACUGGGCAGCUCAGUAACCCCGUCAAGUUUGAGUACAGCAGUGGCCACGUUGGGAACGUCAUGGCUCCCGAUUCCAUCUCGGACGAUGGGCUGAACGUCUACAGAGGGGUUAUGAACGUGCUGGAGCUGAGCAUAAAGAAGAUGCAGCACUCCUACAGCUUACAGGAGGCUGGGAUUGGAGGUAUUUGCAACACAACGUAUGCAAUUCAGGAAAACAAGAGGGCAAACCUACUCUAUGUGACCAAAUCCAAGGACCUGAACAGCUGUGAGGAGAAAGUUCAGAUUGUCACAGGUUCAGCAAACACUCAGCCAUGCCAGGCCUGCCAGAAGAGAAACAAGAAUUCCCGGGCGACCGCUACUUACAAUUACAAAAUUAAAUAUACACGCAGUGAAGCUGUAAUUACACAGGCUGAUGUCGAGGAAAUCCACCAGUUUGCACCCUUCAAUGAGAUAACAGGAGGAAAUUCUAUAGUACAAGCCAGGCAGAAACUUACUCUGACUGAUGUGCAGAAGCAGAGGACAGAGGUCCCACCAAAGGAAUAUCAGAAUCGUGGGUCACUUCGGUACGAGUUUGGCAGUGAAAUGCUUCAGCUUCCUGUCCACUUAUUCAAAAUAAAAGAUGUGGAAAGCCAGAUAGAGGAAAGCCUGCAGGACCUAGUAGAGGCCACCUCUGACCAGCUUCCCAGUGAUGCACCAGCAAAAGCCCUCAAGCUCAUGCACCUCUUCCGUGCAGCAAACGAGGAGGAUUACGAGUCGGUGUGGAAGCAGUUCUCCGGUCGGCCAGCGUACAGGCGCUACAUUCUGGACAUAAUCCCCGCGGUGUCCAGUCACCGCGCGCUCCGGUUCCUGCGGCGCAGGAUGGAAAGGCAGGAGCUCUCCAGCUGGGAAGCGGCUCAGACGCUGCUGGUGGCUCUGCACUCCAGCACACCAACCCAGGACGUGAUGGAGGAAGCAACACUGAUUGUCAGAAAGCAUUGCCCACGCUCCAGCACUGUGCUGGGGAAGGUUUGCCACCUCAGCUACGCGUCGCUGUGCCACAAACAGUGCUCUUCAGCAGACUCCUGCUCCGAGUGUCUCCAGCUUCUUCAUGGUUUUGCAGGAGAGGCAUUGAGCAAGUCUAGCACAGAAGAAAUUUCCCUGGUUCUGAAAGCCCUUGGGAAUGUAGGGCACCCAGCCAGCAUCAAGCACAUCAAGAAGUUUUUGCCAGGAUAUGCAGCUGGUGCCUCAGAUUUGCCACUCAAGGUCCAUGCAACUGCUGUGAUGGCCCUGAAAAACAUAGGCCUGAAAGACCCAAAAAUGGUCCAGGCUAUUACCCUUGAGCUUUUCCUGAAUCACAGAAUUCACCCUCGGGUCCGAAUGCUGGCUGUGGUGGUUCUGCUGGAAACCAAGCCAGGUCUCCCAAUAGUGAUGACAUUAGCUGAUGCUGUGCUGAAGGAACCCAGCAUGCAAGUGGCAAGUUUCAUCUACUCACACUUGAGGGCCCUGGGCAGAAGCACAUCCCCAGAUCUCCAAGUGAUGGCUUCUGCCUGCAGAAUGGCCAUCAGAGCCUUAAGUCCCAAAUUUGACAGGUCUGGAUAUCAGUUCAGCAAGGUUUUCCGCUUCAGUAUCUUUAAAGAGUUCCUUAUGAGUGGGCUGGCAGCUAAAUAUUUGGUACUGAAUAAUGCAGGCAGCUCAAUUCCAACGAUGGUGAUGUCCCAGCUGCGGACACAUUUCCUUGGAAGAGUGGCUGAUCCCUUGGAGGUGGGAAUAACAGUUGAAGGACUGCAGGAGAUGUUUGCUAAAGGUUACUCUCCUGACAGGGACUGGGAGAAUGACUAUGACUUCAAGAAAAUCCUGAAAACGCUCUCUGACUGGAAAGCAUUCUCCAGUGACAAACCUUUUGCAUCAGGCUACUUGAAGAUGUUUGGCCAGGAGUUGUUCUUUGGUGGACUGGAUAAAAACGCCAUCCAAAAUGCACUGCAGGCAUGGUACGGAUCUGACGAAAAAACCCCUUCACUAAGGAGAAUAAUCAGUAGCCUUCAGAGUGGUGUAGGGAGGCAGUGGACCAAGGCUCUCCUGUCCUCUGAGAUCCGUCGCAUCGUGCCCACCUGCAUGGGGUUCCCAAUGGAGACCAGCUUCUAUUACUCUUCCAUCACAAAAGCGGCAGGAAAUGUUCAAGCGCAGAUUACACCUUCUCCAAAGUCUGAUUUCAGACUGGCUGAGUUGCUAAAUGCCAACAUCAGGCUGAGAUCCAAAAUGAGUCUAAGCAUGGCCAAGGAGAUGACCUUUGUGAUGGGAAUCAACACACGCACGAUCCAGGCAGGGCUGGAAGCACGUGCCAAAGUGGAUGCUCAUGUACCUGUGAAUGUCGUUGCCACUGUCAAUAUGAAGGAAAAAAACAUCAGAAUUGAAAUUCCACCAUGUAAAGACGAGACUGACAUAAUUAGCGUAAGGUCUAAGACAUUUGCUGUCACACGAAAUAUUGGGGAUUUGGCUGCUAGUAAGAUGACUCCAGUUCUUCUACCUGAAGCAGUGCCUGACAUAAUGAAGAUGUCCUUCGAUUCAGACUCUGCGUCAGGCGAGACCGAUAACAUCAGGGACAGACAGUCUGCAGAGGAUGUUUCAUCAGGAAAUCCCUUCUCUUUUGGACGCUCUUCUUCCCGAAAAGAUCCGUUUGUUCAGUCCAUGUGUUCCAAUGCAAGUACAUUUGGGGUUCAAGUGUGCCUUGAGAGGAAAAGUGUGCAUGGAGCAUUUAUCAAAAACGUGCCUUUUUAUUACCUCGUUGGAGAGCACGCCCUGAGAAUGAGCCUCAAGCCAGUUUACACAGAGGCACCUAUUGAAAAAAUACAAGUCACAAUUCAAGCAGGAGACCAAGCUCCUACAAAAAUGGUACGUCUGGUAAAAUUUGAAGAUCCAGAGGCACAAGCAUCUUCCAGAAAAGAAGCAAUUAAAAAAUUGAAAAAAAUCCUUGGUGACACUGAUGACCAGGGGACAAGAAAAGACAGAAGCUCAUCAUCCAGUGCCAGCAGCACCAGUGGGAGCACCGAGAGCACAACGAGCAGCCCCUCCAGCAGUGACUCUGACGGGAGAGCACCACAGGGAGGCACCCAGAUGAAUCUGAAAACAAGACAGUCCAAAGCCAAAGAAAAGAAAUUCUACCCAUUUGGGGACAGCAGCAGUAGCAGCAGCAGUGGUGGUAGCAGUAGUAGCAGCAGCAGUGGCAGUAGUAGUGAUAGCAGUAGUAGCAGCAGCAGUGGCAGUAGUAGUGAUAGUAGUAGCAGCAAAAGCAGCAGUAGUAGUAGCAAAAGCAGCAGUAGUAGUAGCAAAAACAGUAGUAGUAGCAAGAGCAGUAGUAGUAGCAGUAGCAAAAAUAGUAGUAGUAGUAAGAGCAGUAGUAGCAGCAAGAGCAGUAGUAGCAGUAGCAAAAGCAGUAGCAGUAGUAGCAGCAGCAAGGACAGCAGCAGUAGUAGCAGCAGCAAGGGCAGUAGCAGCAGAAGCAGUAGUAGCAGCAGCAGAAGCAGUAGUAGCAGCAGCAAAGGCAGCAGCAGAGGCAACACAGGUAGCAGCAGCAGCAGCAGCAGCAGCAGUAGCAAAGCAUCUGGUAUAAAGCAUAAGGCUAAGAAGCAGUCCAAGAGCACACCAUUUGCACGUGCCAGCGCUGCUGAAGGAGAGGGAAGUGUCCGUGAGCAGAAGCCCAAACCAGGGAGUAGCAGCAGUAGCAGCAGAAGCAGCAGCAGUGGCAUCGGCAGCAGCAGCAGCAGCGAAAGCUCCGGUGCUUCCCGUGGUCACGGCACAUCUGACAAACGAGCCGAGGGGGAACGUGUCCAGUCCCAAAUUAACAGUCUCAGCAGUUAUGACAUGUCUACAGAACGGGAAUUGCACCUUCCAAAAGUAUACCGUCUCCGCUUCAGGUCUGCUCACAUCCAUUGGCAUCCAGACCAUAAGGGAUCAAGCAGCUCAUCGUCAUCUUCCUCUGAGUCGGGAAGCAGCCACAGAAACAGCAGCAGCAGGAGCAGUAGCAGGAGCAGGAGCAGGAGCAGUCAUCUGAGCAGCAGCAGCAGCAGCAGCCACCACCAUGAAGAAAAUUCUGCCCACAGCUCAAGGAGGAGCAGAAGAGUCAGCAGCCACCAGCACAGCCACAGCUCCAGCCUGGGGCGGGAGCGCAACUUCCUGGGAGACGUGAUUCCACCUGGCAUUACGAUUGUGGCACAGGCAGUAAGGAGUGACAACAGAAAUCAAGGUUAUCAAGCUACAGCAUAUGUUCGUUCUGAUGCUGCCAAAGUUGAUGUGCAACUAGUUGUGGUUCAGCUGGCUGAAACCAAUUGGAAAGCGUGUGCUGAUGCUGUGAUACUGCCUCUGAAAGCCCAGGCCAGACUGAGAUGGGGCACGGAGUGCCAGGACUAUAGGAUAGCAGCCGUGGCAACCACAGGGCGGCUGGCAAGGAAACCAGCAGCACAGCUGAAGGUGCAAUGGGGAAAGCUUCCAUCCUGGAUAAAAAAGACAACCAUGGCAUUCAUGCGAUACGUUCCUGGUGCAGCACUUAUGUUGGGCUUCUCAGAAGCACAUCAGAGAAAUCCAUCUCAUGAAUUCAUAGUAAGGGCAGCUGCAACCUCUCCACGAACAAUUGAUACAGUAAUUAAAGUUCCUGAGGUAACACUUUACUGCCAGGCGCUCCGACUGCCAUUCACUCUGCCCUUAGGCCCGUCUCCAGCUUACGAGGCUCGAGAUAUCACUGCCUGGAACUUAUUGCCUGAAAUAGCUUCACAAAUAGCACAAGAAGAUCAAUCCACGUGUGAAGUCAGGGAGCGAGAUUUCAAAACAUUUGAUGGCAUGAGCCACUUGUACUCUUUCAAUAAAAGCUGCAACCUGGUGGUGGCUCAGGACUGUACUGAACACCCGAAAUUCAUCAUUACCACCAGAAAGGUUGAUCCUCAGUCUUUCUCCAGAGAGGUUCACAUAAACACAACACUGGCGAACAUCACAAUCUGUCCUGCUGCAAAUUCAUCUCUCCUUGUGGCAUGUAAUGAAGAACGAGUUCUAUCACACAGUGGAGUUUCUGAGUAUGAGAAAGGUGAUGUUAAAAUUUACAAAAGGGGGACAACAGUUAUCGUGGAAGUUCCAACACUUGGACUGACGAGGGUGACUUUUGACGGUGGGAAUCUUAAGGUUACCGUUGCUUCGUGGAUGAGAGGAAGGACCUGUGGAGUCUGCAGUAAUAAUGACAGAGAAAAGCACAAUGAACUCCUCAUGCCAAACCAUAGGCUGGCACACAGCUGCUCUGCAUUUGUUCACUCAUGGGUAUUGCUAGAAGAAACCUGCUCGGGGGGGUGCAAGCUGCAGCGCAGUUACGUGAAGCUGAAUCGAAAUCCUACUAUUGAUGGUGAGGAAUCUACAUGCUACUCUGUCGACCCCGUACUGAAAUGUAUGAAAGACUGUACUCCAAUCGAAAAAGCUUCAGUAAAGGUUGGCUUCCACUGCUUCCCAAAAGAAACUGCUGUAAGCCUGCUGGAAUGGCAGAGGAGCAGCGAUAAGAAAUCUGCAUCUGAGGAUGUUGUGGAGUCUGUGGAUGCUGACAUCGAUUGUACCUGCACUGGCGACUGUAGUUAAGCUAAACACUUUAACGUUGUGCUAUAGACAUACCACACAAAUAAUUGAAUAGCUGCACAGAUAAGAAGGGAACGUAAUAGCUGUAGUAAAAUAUUAAGAAAGGUGCUUGAAGGAAAUAACCCUACUGCAAAGUCAAAUGCACUAGGUACAGUCUGCACUGCUUAAUAAAUAUGUUGUUCAUUAAAUAAG
This is a messenger RNA of Pseudopipra pipra, 6051 nucleotides long. RefSeq names its product vitellogenin-1-like. The coding region runs from base 1 to 5862 and encodes 1953 amino acids. Gene Ontology annotation, biological process: lipid transport; response to estradiol; cellular response to estrogen stimulus. NCBI's taxonomy places the organism in Eukaryota, Metazoa, Chordata, Aves, Passeriformes, Pipridae. The transcript is spliced from 34 exons. Gene Ontology annotation, molecular function: lipid carrier activity. The record is from RefSeq and is a predicted model, not a curated record.